This is a messenger RNA of Seriola dumerili (greater amberjack), 2469 nucleotides long. It is a transcript of the gene gas2a, whose product is annotated as growth arrest specific 2. Gene Ontology annotation, cellular component: actin filament. The transcript is spliced from 8 exons. The record is from RefSeq and is a predicted model, not a curated record. Bases 159 to 1172 code for a protein of 337 amino acids. Gene Ontology annotation, biological process: actin crosslink formation. Gene Ontology annotation, molecular function: actin filament binding; cytoskeletal adaptor activity; microtubule binding. Lineage: Eukaryota; Metazoa; Chordata; Actinopteri; Carangiformes; Carangidae.
CCUCCCCGGUCCACAUUGGCUCAGUGUUUUGGAGCCUAACCUGUAGAUCGAUGCACCGCUGUGAAAAGCAUGAAAAGUGGGAUCCAGCAGUUCAGAGGACGAGUGAGAGGAAGGUGCGCACCAACGAGCUGAACCCUCAGGGCUGUCAAUAGGGAACCAUGUGCAGCUCCCUGAGCCCCAAACAGCCCAGUGGCCCCGGCCUCACAGACAUGCAGCAGUACCACCAGUGGCUGGCCAGUCGACAUGAAGCCAGCCUGCUGCCCAUGAAGGAGGACCUGGCCCUGUGGCUCACUAACAUUCUCGGUCUGGAAAUCACCGCUGAGAGCUUCAUGGAUCGCUUAGACAAUGGUUUCCUGUUGUGCCAGCUGGCUGAGACGCUACAGGAGAAGUUCAGGCAAAGUAAUGGAGACCUGUCUGCCAUUGGCAACAGCAAGCAGCGUAUUCCCAAUCGGAGGAUACCAUGUCGGCAGAGCGCCCCCUCCGGCUCUUUCUUUGCACGGGACAACACAGCUAACUUCCUGGCCUGGUGUCGCGAGGUUGGAGUUGGAGAGACAUGUCUGUUUGAGUCUGAGGAUUUAGUUCUUCACAAGCAGCCACGCGAAGUGUGCCUCUGUCUUUUAGAGUUGGGACGGAUAGCAUCACGGUACAAUGUGGAGCCUCCUGGCCUUAUAAAACUGGAGAAAGAGAUUGAACAAGAAGAGAAAGCACCUCUACCUCCUCCAUUACCUGUAUCUCCAGCUCAGCCCCUCCCAGCAUCUCCUGCGUCAUCUCCUUCCCCGUCUCCUUCCCCGUCCCCGACUCCUCCCAAAGUGACUUCCAGCAAGAAAAGUACAGGGAAGCUGUUGGAUGAUGCUGUAAGACAUAUCGCUGAUGAUCCGCCCUGCAGGUGUCCAAAUAAAUUCUGUGUGGAGAGACAGUCGCAGGGUCGAUACCGUGUUGGGGAGAAGAUGCUCUUUAUCCGAAUGCUGCACAACAAGCACGUGAUGGUGCGCGUUGGUGGAGGUUGGGAGACCUUUGAGAGCUACCUGCUGAAACACGACCCAUGCCGCAUGCUCCAAAUCUCCCGGGUGGAGGGCAAGACGUCCCCUGUCAGCGGCAAGUCCCCGAACAUCAAGGACCUCACCCCUGACAGCUACCUGGUGGUGGCAGCUCACUACCGCAGCAAAAAGUGAAACUGAAAAGUGCCAUUAACAGAAGGACACAGAGGAGGACUUCUUUCUGUUGUUUCCUCCAUAAUGGACAUGGCUAUCUAACAUAUGCCUGAUUUUAUAAAUAACACAGCUACAGACACAACAGCAUUCAUGGAAAGCUCACUUGUGUAAUAGUGAUGCUUGGCUUUGUUUUCUCAGACAAAGAGAAUUCAAUCAGAUGGAUGUUUUUGAUCAGAUGAAGUCUGGAGUCACACAAGUAGGCCCUUAACAUUGGCUGCGGUUGUGUUUUAUCUAGUUUUGCAGAACUGCAAAAUGAAAGCUUUGAAAAAAUGUGUUAAUCAUGACAAUAUAAUGAAUUAACUGGGUACCAGUGGAGCUGUACAUUGUAUUUGUAUUUUAAGCAAUAUACAGUAUCACUUUGAGUAGGUAGAAUGUUUUCAGUUUUUUGUAAGUGGUGGAGGUUCCAGGACCUUCAGGAAGUCUGUAGCCCUUGGCAACCUGGAGUGGAUUCCUUGAUUUGUUGGCAGACAGAAUUUUUUUACACUAUACAUUUUACACUAAGACAUUGUAUUGUUUUUCCUGUUUUUUUGUGUUUGUUUUUUAUAAUUGAUUGUAAUUUGGCUGAUAUUGCUAUCCUAAAUUCUUUACAGUAGGACACCACACUCAAGCUUCAAAUUGAACUUUAACUGUGGCAUUACAAGUGAAACAAAUAUUAACACAUCAGUCCACUGUAUAGUAUUACUGUAAAAACUACCACAUCUCUCCUAGAAACCAAACAUUGUGCAUAAAAUGUAAUGGCUUUUUCUUUAUAAUCUAUUUCUUAUCAGGCUAACAACAUGACGCAAUGCUUAGAUUGUUUACAUAUUGAAUAACAAUUCUAUGCAAUGCAUUUUUAUACCAUUGUAUAUUUUUUUUAAUGAUUAUUAGCUCCUGUUUUAUAGCAUUUCUUUUAUAAGAAUGGGGACAAUCGCUUGGACAAGAUGCAGUGUGUAGUUAAAUAGAACCUCAUUGAUAAUAAUACAGUAGCCAUAAUCAUCUAUGGUUCUGCAAUUCUUUUAUGUUAUACAUUACUGGCCUCUAGAGGCAGUGCAAUCAUUGAAAUCUGAGGAGUUAUGUUUAAGAUUAGCUUUAGAUUUUUGCAGUUAAGAGACAUAAUUCACAACAUUAUCGUCCAAUGUGUUCAUUUCUCCAACGUCCUCCUUGGAAAAUGAAUGUGGGACUGUUAUGAGAUCAGUGGCUAUGCAAUGUAACCCAUAAGCCUGUAUGUGCGGUAAGUCCAAUGUCUGUUUUUAGAUGUAAAAUUUCAAUAAAUUCUUAA